Molecule: messenger RNA, 3711 nt
Organism: Balaenoptera acutorostrata (minke whale)
Lineage: Eukaryota; Metazoa; Chordata; Mammalia; Artiodactyla; Balaenopteridae
Gene: ETS2
Product: ETS proto-oncogene 2, transcription factor
Exons: 10
Coding region: 256-1704 (482 amino acids)
Biological process (GO): regulation of transcription by RNA polymerase II; cell differentiation
Cellular component (GO): nucleus
Molecular function (GO): sequence-specific DNA binding; DNA-binding transcription factor activity, RNA polymerase II-specific
Source: RefSeq, a predicted model, not a curated record
CCCCGGCUCCUGAAGAGCGCGCGGCGGAGGAGAGCAGCCGGUUACUUCCUCCAGCGGCUGCGCGGAGCGCGGUGUAGUCCCAGCCCCGAGCGCCCGGAGCCCGCCCGCCAGCAGCCCGCCGCCCGCCGCCCCCCGCCCGUCCCGGCCUCCCGGACAUCCCCCCCCCGCGCGCCCGCGGCCGCGCCCGCGCCCCAGUCGGCGCGCACCGAGGACCUCGGGCCCCGAACCGCCGGCGGCCCUGCCCGAAGAGGCGCGAUGAAUGAUUUUGGAAUCAAGAACAUGGACCAGGUGGCCCCUGUGUCCAGCAGUUACAGAGGGACACUCAAGCGCCAGCCUGCCUUUGACACCUUUGAUGGCUCCCUGCUCGCUGUUUUCCCCUCCCUAAAUGAAGAGCAAACACUCCAGGAAGUGCCAACGGGCUUGGAUUCAAUUUCUCAUGACUCGACCAACUGUGAGUUGCCUCUGUUGACCCCAUGCAGCAAGGCUGUGAUGAGUCAAGCCUUAAAAGCUACCUUCAGUGGCUUCAAAAAGGAGCAGCGCCGCCUUGGCAUCCCGAAGAAUCCCUGGCUGUGGACUGAGCAACAGGUGUGCCAGUGGCUUCUCUGGGCCACCAACGAGUUCAGUCUGGUGGACGUCAACCUCCAGAGGUUUGGCAUGACCGGCCAGGUGUUGUGUAACCUUGGCAAGGAGCGCUUUCUGGAGCUGGCGCCUGACUUUGUGGGUGACAUUCUCUGGGAACACCUGGAGCAGAUGAUCAAAGGUACCGAAAACCAAGAAAAGACAGAAGAUCAGUAUGAAGAAAAUUCACACCUCAACUCAGUUCCUCAUUGGAUUAAUAGCAAUUCGUUAGGUUUUGGUGCGGAGCAGGCGCUGUAUGGAAUGCAGACGCAGAACUACCCCAAAGGCGGCCUCCUGGAUGGCCUGUGCCCAGCAUCCUCAGCGCCCAGCACGCUCGGUCCCGAGCAGGACUUCCAGAUGUUUCCCAAGGCCCAACUCAGCACCGUCAGCGUCAACUACUGCUCCAUCAGCCAGGACUUCCCGGCCGGCACCUUGAAUCUGCUCUCCAGCAGUUCUGGGAAGCCCGGAGACCACGACUCCGCCGAGACGGGCGCCGACAGCUUCGAGAGCUCGGAGUCACUGCUGCAGUCCUGGAACAGCCAGUCGUCCCUGCUGGACGUGCAGCGGGUACCGUCCUUCGAGAGCUUCGAGGACGACUGCAGCCAGUCCCUCGGCCUCAGCAAGCCGACCAUGUCCUUCAAGGACUACAUCCAGGAGAGGAGCGACCCGGUGGAGCAGGGCAAACCAGUUAUACCUGCGGCCGUGCUGGCCGGCUUCACAGAAAAACACAACCCGCCCCCUAUCCCCUCAGGAAGCGGACCUAUCCAGCUGUGGCAGUUUCUUCUAGAAUUGCUGUCCGACAAAUCCUGCCAGCCUUUCAUCAGCUGGACGGGGGACGGAUGGGAGUUUAAGCUUGCUGACCCCGAUGAGGUGGCCCGCCGGUGGGGAAAGCGGAAAAACAAGCCCAAGAUGAACUACGAGAAGCUGAGCCGGGGUUUACGCUAUUAUUACGAUAAGAACAUCAUCCACAAGACGUCGGGGAAGCGCUACGUGUACCGCUUCGUGUGCGACCUCCAGAACUUGCUGGGCUUCACGCCCGAGGAGCUGCACGCCAUCCUGGGCGUCCAGCCGGACACGGAGGACUGAGGCCGCCCGGGGCUGGAACUGGGGCCGUGGGGACCCAUCCAAGGACCCUGAAAGGCAGGAUCGAUGCGUCUGGGAACGUCUCCAAGAAGCAGUGGCCUUAUUUCAUCUGGUACCGCGGUUCUCCGCCGAAAGCAGCACAGUUUCUCGCUUCUAAAGCCUGCUGCCAGGAACACGCAACUUAAGAUGCUGUUAACGUUAGAACGGCCCAGAAAGAAGCGCCGGGCAACCGUCCUGGCUCUGGGCGGGCUGCGUCGUGACAGGAUCGUUCAGGCUGUUGGGUCUUCUCAAAGGAGCGAGCGUGUUGUGGACACACACUUUUGGAUUUUCUUUUGCCUUUUGCAACCAGGAAACGCCAAUGCCAAAGAGGUCUCUGGUUCAGAGGGGGAAGAGAGUGCAAGGAAACAAUCAUGCCAUUUCAGAAGUUAGUUUGUAUAUAUGACUGUAACCUUAUAAUUGUUAUCAAAAUCCCCUAACAGACCUAUUUAACAGAAAUGAUAUAUUGUAAUUUAAAAUAAUUAUGUAACUGUAUGUGAAAUAAGAAUGCAGAUGGCAUCUUGCAAUGUAUUCCAGCUGUCAGGAGCACAGGUGGCAUUUUGCAAACAUUUAAUCUGCCAGGGCAGACUAAGAGAAGUUGUAAAGUGUGUAUUAUUUACAUUUAAUAUACCUACAGGAAUAAGGUCUAAGAGGGUUGAUUCCUGGUUUUUUUCGUUGUGUUUUGUCUGGGUUAUCUAUGGCAAGGACUCUGUGCAUUUGGGAAUUUUUAUAAGAAACUUAAUGUUAUUAUCUGGGGGCCCAUCUGGCCUCUCUGCUUCUCCUGUAAUUGUAAUGUAAAAGCUAUAAAGCAGUAUUUUUCUUGACAAAUGGCAUAUGUUUUCCAUUUCUAUGCAUGCCUUUAAAUCAGUUUAUAUACAAAACUUAUUUUUUACUUCAACUGUUUUUCCCCCAACAACUAACCUCCCCUUGACCAGCCAUUUCCUUCCUGUGCCCCAAAUUAUGCUGUCUGAUUAAAAUAAGAAUACUAUUUUUGGAAAUAUGCGACUCCUUUUCAGAGAUCAGGAGGGAUUUAUGUAGCAGCUAUUUUUACUGCAAAAGUAAUUCACUGGAAAAAAGUGUGAUUUGUAAAGAAAGUUUUAUUUUUAUCUCAGCUCCAUGUAAAGUUGACGUACAGAGCUGAAGGUGCAGGGGGAGGGGAAGCUUUAUUAAACCUCCUGAAUGUGAGUAAAGCCUGAUUUGCCCCAUCUUGUUUACCUGUCGAGUCUUGGGCUUUCUGGAUACUAAGCUGCUCCUUUCUGUUUAGUGUCCACAGUUUUAUUUUCUUGGAUGCAGAAUGCCCGGAGGCAAAAAGAGGGCCAACAAGAUGGGAAAGAGAAGGGAUUGGGGUUGUUCCUGUGAAGAAAACAUCUUGAUCAUGAUGGAGACUUUUGUAGUUGUUUCAAAGGAAUCCCUGGUUCAGCCUGUGCCUCCUGCCUUUUGUAAAUGAUCAAGUCAAGUUGGUUUCAAAGUUGGACAGCCUUCACUAGCGGCAUGAGGAGAUACUAGGACCAUCGGUGACAUCUCUAAAGAAGAAUCGUCCAUCCAUGCGAUGAGACCAGGGGCUUGGGUGGUGGGGCGAGCGGGGGAGAGCAGAGCUGGAAGGGGUACCACACAGCCUCAGUACCCACACAAGACUGUAUUCCAGUUAUCACUACGCCCAAGGUGUUUUUCUCAACCAGGACCUGUUUAUCUCUCAGACAUCUGUUUAUAACAUCAACAGACAUGGGACUGGGAACAUCUUGCUGCCAAAAAGAAAUCUUAGCCAUUGGCUCAUUUUAUAUGGGGUUUGACCACAUGAAAUUGCCAAUGCUUGUCUGUUUCAUCUACGAAGUUGGCAGUUGUAUGUGGCUCAACCCAAUAGUUAAGGAAAAUCAAAUCCAUGGUAAACCUUUGGCGUGGUAAUGAGCAGGAGUAUAAAAGUUUUGUAAUUUGGCCUUUUCUUUCUCAAAUAAUAAAGUAUUUUGUUUAUAUAAA